CGCUUGGGGCUGCUACUUGAUUGCAGCAGCAGCACAUCAGCUUAUAACGGAGGCAGCAAUGUCGCACAUCUGUACAGCCUGCAGCAGCAGCAGCAGCAGCAGCAACUGCACAGAGCAGCAGGCAGCAGCACCUGCAGCAGCUGCAACACUGGGGUUUGCUUCUGCUGCUGAGGUGCGCAGCAAAGGCCUAGAGCUGCUGGGCUUGGCAGCAGAUGGGCAGCCACGGCUGCUGCAGCAGCUGCUGCAGCAGGAAGCAGUGCUGCAGCGGCAAAACCUGGAGUGCAGCUGCUGCUGCAGUUGCUGCUGCCUCUGCAGCAUCACUGCUGCUCUCAAGGCCCGCUGCUCCAUUCUCACUUUGCUGCUGCAGUUCCUGCAGCAGCAGCGGCUGCUGCAGCUAAUGCCGGCGGACUUGCGGCAAGAUGCACUAAACCUGUUGGAUGAGCUUCGGCUGCAGCUGCUUGCGCUGCUGCCUCCGCUGCGCGCAUGCACGCAGCGCAGCCGCGAGCUGCAGCGCGGAGAGCAGCAGCGGCUGCAGCAGCAGCAGCAGCAGCAGCGGCGGCAGCAGCAGUCCAGCGGCAGCAGCAGCAAGGGCAGCGUCGACGCAGUCCUCGGCACUGCUGCCUUGUGCUGCAGCGCCAGCACGCAGCAGCAGCUAGAGUUAAGACGCCUGUGGCGUUGCGCCCUGUUGCUGCAGCUGCAGCACAUGCUUGAGGACCAGCACAACGCCAGCAGCAGCAGCAGCAGCAAUGGCAGCAACAGCAACAGCACCUGGGAGUCACUGUUGCAAUUGCCGUUCGCCCAAGUUGCUGCUGCAGUGCUGCAGCAGCCUCGGGGGACGCUGGAGCUGGUGGAGUGUCUGCGGCGUGCAGCAACUUUGCUGCGACAGCAGCAGCAGCAGCAGCAGCAGCAGGAAAUACUGAUGCUAUUUCAGCAGCCUGAGAAUGGCAGCAAAGAUAUUACGGAAUGCAGCGCGUGGCUGCAGGUCUUCGACUGUCUCCUUGAUUCUGUUAUGGCGCUGCUGCUGCCGCGCCUCAGCAGCAGCAGCAGCAGCAGCAGAGACUGGACAGAUACCAAGGACUUCGUGCGUUUGCUGCUGCGGUCUGCGGAUGAGUACGCAUUGGAUGGAAAGCUGCCGCGAGAAGACGGUUCAGACUUCCUGGAGUACCGUGCUGCUGCUCUGUGCUGCGCUGCAUGCGACGGAGUGGUGGCCGUGCUGCAGCGGCAGCUGGCAGCAGCAGCAGCAAGUGCUGCUCUGCCUGCUUUCCCGCUGCUGCAGCGGCAGACGCUGGAGGCUCUGGGCCAGGGGCAGUUUGAGAGGCGCAGGGAGCGGCUGCAGCUGGAGUGCCUCUAUGCUGCCUUUCGGUGCUGCGAGGGGGUCUUGCGGCUGUGCGAGCUGCUGCGGCCAUCUGAGGCUCCGCUGCGGCUGCUGGCUGCGCGGCAGCAGCAGGAGCAGCAGCAGGAGUUUGGCGUUGCUGCUGCUGACUCCGCAGCAGCAGCAGCGGGAGCAGCAGACGCUGGUGGCGGCGAAGGCGGCGCGCUGCUGACGCCGGCGCAGCAAAAAGCCAUGCAGCGGCUGCUGCUGCUGCAGCAGGACACCCAAGCCAGAGUCCUCUGCAGAGCCCGAAUUGUAGAAGACACAGCAGCAGCAGUCAGGUGCUGCGGGGGCCCCAAGGUGUCUG
Eimeria tenella is the source of this 1679-nucleotide messenger RNA. RefSeq lists its product as uncharacterized. The record is from RefSeq and is a predicted model, not a curated record. The annotation marks the transcript as partial. NCBI's taxonomy places the organism in Eukaryota, Apicomplexa, Conoidasida, Eucoccidiorida, Eimeriidae. The transcript is spliced from 4 exons.